AGAACAACGCGUGCUAUUUAAUAGUAAUUUUUUAAUCAUUACUCUUCGCACACUUUUUUUGCGUUAUUGUUGAGUGUAAACAAAGCAUUUAAAGUUAAUAUAUGAAAUAAAAAUCAGCAAUCAAAUUAAACGUAAAACUUUAUUUGCUAUUGUAAAGUUGCCUUGCUUAAUUCAUUAAGUUAGUUUGUAGAGUACUCUUUCUUUUUGUGUCGCAAUGGGUGAAACUACAUUCUCGGAAGAGGAGAUGCAAGUUUUCCGAAAACUCUUUGAUGACUGGGACGGAAACAAAGACGGUGUCAUCCAGAAAGAAGAGAUCGGACCAGCGUUGCGGGCGGCGGGCGCGGACCCGAGCGAGAAAGAGAUUUCCGAAUUCAUGACUCGGGCCGACACUAACAAUGACGGAGUCGUGGAUUUCAACGAGUUCACCAACAUGAUCGAAGAAAUUAAGCGGACAGUCCCGAAAGAGACUUUGCUUCGAGAAGCUUUCAAGGCAUUUGAUAUCAACGGCGACGACAAGGUGUCUUCUCAAGAGCUGAAAGCAUUCCUGCAGAAGUACGGUGAGACCCUAACAGACGAAGACGCUGAGGAGCUGAUUGGCCUCGGCGACGUUGACGGCGACGGAAUGCUGAAUGUCGAGGAGUUCAUACGCGCGCUUCAAGAGUUCGACUAGCUGAAUUGUCAGCGGAAUUCAAUUCCCAAUUCUUUUGAAACUUUUUUGCUCAAGUUUCAUUUCAAUCAAUUAUGUAGUAUAAAAUAUUGGUAGAAAAAAUUGAGUUGCACGUCU
Symsagittifera roscoffensis is the source of this 784-nucleotide messenger RNA. Its product is annotated as calmodulin-A-like. The coding region runs from base 215 to 670 and encodes 151 amino acids. The record is from RefSeq and is a predicted model, not a curated record. Gene Ontology annotation, cellular component: myosin II complex. Gene Ontology annotation, molecular function: calcium ion binding. The transcript is spliced from 2 exons. Lineage: Eukaryota; Metazoa; Xenacoelomorpha; Acoela; Convolutidae.